AUGGAGGGUUCUACAGAGCAACAGUCUCGCUGGAUGUCCCUUCCAGCCUUGCUCCCUCCUGAAGCCAUGUUUAACUUUACUACAGAGAUCACCUCUCUAGACUCUGUCCAGUACCACAGGGCUACGGCCAGUCCAGACUCGCUCCAGCACCACAGGGCUACGGACAUUCCAGACUCGCUCCAGUAUCACUGGGCUAAGGCCAGUCCAGACUCGCUUCAGUAUCACUGGGCUACGGCCAGUCCAGACUCUCUCCAGUACCACAGGGCUACGGCCAUUCCAGACUCGCUCCAGUAUCACAGGGCAAAGGCCAGUCCAGACUCGCUCCAGUAUCACUGGGCUAAGGCCAGUACAGACUCUGCUAAGGCCAGUCCAGACUCUGCUAAGGCCAGUCCAGACUCUGUUCAAUACCACAAGGCUACGGCCAGUCCAGACUCGCUCCAGUAUCACUGGGCUAAGACCAGUCUAGACUCUGCUAAGGCCAGUCCAGACUCGCUCCAGUAUCACUGGGCUAAGGUCAGUCCAGACUCUGCUAAGGCCAGUCCAGACUCUGUUCAGUACCGCUGGGCUACUGCCAGUCCAGACUUUGCUAAGGCCAGUCCAGACUCGCUCCAGUAUCACUGGGCUAAGGCCAGUCCAAACUCUGCUAAGGCCAGUCCAGACUCUGUUCAGUUCCACUGGGCUAUGGCCAGUCCAGACUCGCUCCAGUAUCACUGGGCUAAGGCCAGUCCAGACUCUGUCCAGUACCACAGGGCUAGGGCCAGUCUAGCCACAGACUUCCUGCACCAGCCGUACCACUCAGCUGAGUCUGACUUGGCCAGCCUGCCUUCCUGCAUCUCCAGCAGCAGCCAUAGUCGGUCUGCACCAUCGUACGGACACAGCCCAGUUCACCAGGUGUACUCUUCAUCCUCCCACGUCAACGGUAGUGUCCAGUGGUUGGAGCAAGGGGGUUCUGGAGGUCAGUCUCUCAGCUGCUCCUCUUCCUCCUGGUACAACAGCCCUUUCUCCACCACCACCACCACCUCCUCCUUCUCCUCCACAAACUCAAUCUCGUCUCUGACCAACCCCAGGGCCGAGCACUACUCCCGAGGGCACGGCUGUCAGGAAAUCCAGAGGCUUCAGGAGGCCUUGAAGGGGGAGAGGCUGAGUCCCAGUGAGGACGGAGGUAGCAGUAGUUUCCUGACUCUGAACCCUGCACAAGGGGAUGGGUACCCGCACUCUGCCCAGGCCUACGGUCACCCCUUGGGCUUCUACAGCAACUCCUGGGUGUCAGGUCAGGACUACAGCCCCGCCUCUCUUUGCUCCUCCCCUGGUGCUGGCAUGUAUCCCUCCUACUGCUACUCCCCCAAACUACAAAACAAAAUCAACCUCUCCCCUCCAGAUGCCCGUGAGUGUGUGAACUGUGGUGGGACCGCCACCCCUCUGUGGCGUCGUGAUGGGACAGGACACUACCUCUGUAACGCCUGUGACCACAAGAUGAACAGCCAGAACAGACCUCUCACCAGACCCAAGAAGAGGCUGAUGGUCAGUAAGAGUGCAGGGACCCAUUGCUCCAACUGUCAGACUAGCACCACCACGCUGUGGAGACGUAAUGUCAGUGGAAAGACAGUCUGUAACGCAUGUGGACUCUACUACAAACUACACAACAUCAACAGACCUCUGACCAUGAAGAAGGAAGGUACUCAGACACGGAAACGUAAGGCCUCCAUUAUGAACAACAGGGCCAAGUAGAAGACAGGUGUGUUAGAGGCUGGGUCUCUACUCUGACCUCUCCCUGUCCAGACUCCAGUCUUCUGACAUGCCCGACCACACACACUGAGGACUACUACACACACUGAGGACUACUACACA
Molecule: messenger RNA, 1848 nt
Organism: Oncorhynchus mykiss (rainbow trout)
Lineage: Eukaryota; Metazoa; Chordata; Actinopteri; Salmoniformes; Salmonidae
Biological process (GO): positive regulation of transcription by RNA polymerase II; cell fate commitment; negative regulation of transcription by RNA polymerase II
Cellular component (GO): nucleus
Molecular function (GO): RNA polymerase II cis-regulatory region sequence-specific DNA binding; zinc ion binding; DNA-binding transcription factor activity, RNA polymerase II-specific
Source: RefSeq, a predicted model, not a curated record